GUUGCAAAGUGCGGAACGGAUCGUUAUUUACCUGUGCUCGCCAUCUUCGGGUGGGAUAUUUUGAUACGUUGUGGUUUGUGUGCGGCGCUUUACUUUUGAAUUGAUGUUGUGCCCUGGGAGUGAAUAAGUGCGUGACUAUGACUUCGAACAACCAAAGAUUGCCGACUGCGGAGCGGAUCGUUAAAAGCGUUCCGUUCCCGCCCAGCCACAAGCUGACCUGCGCCGAGGUGUUUGACCCCGACUCGGGCAAGCCGCGACCCGAGGCGUUGAAGCAGCACUUCGUGCUGGAGGGCCGCAUCGAGGAGUCGGCCGCGCUGCGCAUCAUCAACGACGGCGCCUCGCUGCUGCGCUCCGAGAAGACCAUGAUCGACAUCGAGGCGCCCGUCACAGUGUGCGGUGACAUCCACGGCCAGUUUUACGACCUGAUGAAGCUGUUCGAGGUCGGUGGGCCGCCGUCCAGCACAAAGUACCUGUUCCUCGGCGACUACGUGGACAGGGGAUACUUUAGUAUAGAGUGCGUGUUGUAUCUAUGGUCAUUGAAGUUGAACCAUCCGACGACACUGUACCUGCUCCGCGGAAACCACGAGUGCAGACAUCUCACCGAGUACUUCACAUUCAAACAGGAGUGCAAGAUGAAGUACACCGAGCGGGUGUACGACGCCUGCAUGGAGGCCUUCGACUGCCUGCCGCUGGCGGCGCUGAUGAACCAGCAGUUCCUCUGCGUCCACGGCGGCCUCUCGCCAGAGAUACACACGUUAGACGACAUACGCAAGCUGGAUCGCUUCAAGGAGCCUCCGGCGUUCGGUCCCAUGUGUGACCUGCUGUGGUCGGACCCGUUGGAGGACUUCGGUAACGAGCGCAACUCCGAACACUUCACCCACAACAGCGUGCGCGGCUGCUCGUACUUCUACAGCUACGCCGCCUGCUGCGACUUCCUGCAGCAGAACAAUCUGCUGUCCAUCAUCCGGGCUCAUGAGGCGCAGGACGCCGGGUGAGUCAGCUGUCCCUGGGC
Molecule: messenger RNA, 1012 nt
Organism: Pollicipes pollicipes
Lineage: Eukaryota; Metazoa; Arthropoda; Thecostraca; Pollicipedomorpha; Pollicipedidae
Product: serine/threonine-protein phosphatase 2B catalytic subunit 2-like
Biological process (GO): calcineurin-mediated signaling
Molecular function (GO): calmodulin-dependent protein phosphatase activity
Source: RefSeq, a predicted model, not a curated record